Messenger RNA from Hibiscus syriacus, 811 nucleotides. RefSeq names its product signal recognition particle 19 kDa protein-like. Gene Ontology annotation, biological process: SRP-dependent cotranslational protein targeting to membrane; SRP-dependent cotranslational protein targeting to membrane, signal sequence recognition. Bases 142 to 552 code for a protein of 136 amino acids. The record is from RefSeq and is a predicted model, not a curated record. The transcript is spliced from 4 exons. NCBI's taxonomy places the organism in Eukaryota, Viridiplantae, Streptophyta, Magnoliopsida, Malvales, Malvaceae. Gene Ontology annotation, molecular function: 7S RNA binding. Gene Ontology annotation, cellular component: signal recognition particle, endoplasmic reticulum targeting.
AAGAACGCUCACACGUGUUGGCAAAACGAUUUCGCAUUUGGCUGGUGGCUUAAAGAUUCGAGCAACCCAGGAUUUCGAAGGCAGAUCCGACUCUACCGCCGACCAACAGUCACCGGAAUCGGUAACUUUAGAUAAGAGAAGAUGAAUGGAGAAGUCCCCAACAUAAAGAAAUGGGUGGUUUUCUAUCCUGUUUAUAUUAAUUCGAAGAAAACGGUAGCUGAGGGAAGGCGAAUCAGCUUGGCUAAAGCUUGUGAAAAUCCCACCUGUGUUGAAAUCGCUGAUUGCUGCAACCAUCUCAAAGUUCCGAAUGCCAUCGAGAUUGACAAGGCAUAUCCUCGCGAUUUCAUGCAAAGAGGGAGAGUGAGGGUCCAGUUGAAAAAGGAGGAUGGGACUUUAUGCAAUCCAGCCAUUCCUUCAAGGAAACAGCUGAUGUUCCAAGUCGCGGAGUUGGUACCUAGACAUCCGGGGAGGGGUAAGAAGCAGGAAGCUCCGAUGACAUCAAGUACUGCUGUAUCUUCCAAGUCCGGGAAGGGUGGAAGAAAAAAGCGAUAGCUCCGUUACUCCCCAAAACAACAGAUCAUGGUUUUUCUUGGAACACUUUUAGUUUUGCCAUUGAACUAAACAUCUUCAUAUGGUUUACCUUUUCAUUUCUGUUUAUCUGAGUGAGCUUCGGAGUCUAUGUUUACAAACGAAUUCCCUUGGGUUCUUGAUAGGGUUUAAUCAUUGAAUCCUUUAAUUUUAUUGAACUUUAUAGGUUUUGUUUCUCAAAUGCAGCUCCCAGGGUAUAUGCUUGUUAAAUUAAGGCUUAAUU